Molecule: messenger RNA, 1525 nt
Organism: Meira miltonrushii
Lineage: Eukaryota; Fungi; Basidiomycota; Exobasidiomycetes; Exobasidiales; Brachybasidiaceae
Product: Clavaminate synthase-like protein
Exons: 1
Coding region: 28-1269 (413 amino acids)
Source: RefSeq, a predicted model, not a curated record
AUCAUCACCUCAUCCAUUCUAUCAAUCAUGGCACCUGUUGCUAUUGACAAUCAAACAAGUACAAACAGUACUCAUCACGCCAAAUCCACCAAGGGAGAAAGUGUUCCCGCUCCUUCCGCAUUCACACUCGAUUUCAGUCAAUGGAUCGGACCUAGCGCCACAGAAUCAUCAAAAAGUACAUUUGUUCAUCAAUUACGUGAAGCAAGUGCAGGCUUAGGAUUCUUUUAUCUUCUCAAUACUCCAUUAGAUCAAGGAAACCUACGUAAAAGAAUUUUUGAUUUGAAUGAAAAGUUUUUUGCUUUGCCUUUACAUGUUCGACAACGAAUUUCAAUCGUAAACAGUCCUCAUUUUAGAGGAUUUUCAAAAUUCGGUGAUGAACGUACACAAAGUAUGGUAGAUCAUCGUGAUCAGAUCGAUUAUGGUCUAGAAUAUGCUCAAGGCGUUCAGGAUGACUCACUCUUACAGCAAUAUCCUUUCUUACAUCUCCUCGGCCCUAAUCAAUUCUUGCCCGAUGAAGUCUUGCCAGGACACCGUGAAUUGGUUUUGCGUUGGCUUGAUAUUUGUCAAAAUAUCUCACUUUCUCUCACAGAGGCACUAGAGGCUGCAUUGGGAGCACCUAAAGGAUCUUUGGUACAAUUUCUUACCGGACAAUCCGAAGAUCAAACAUCUUCUACCGCUCAUAAAUAUGCACGAAUGAAAACUAUUCGUUAUCCGCGUGCGGCAAACAUUGAUGGCGUUCAACGUUUACAGGGUAGCACUCAAGGUGUUGGAGCACACAAAGAUGGCGGCUGGAUCACAAUCUUGGCCACAAGUCCACAUCGCGGACUGCAAGUUCAAUCAUACAAUGGCGAUUGGAUUGACGUCGAUCAUCAUCCAAACGCAAUGAUUGUAAAUUUUGGUCAACAGAUCGAACGUGUAAGCAGAGGUGCAAUCACAGCUGCUGCACAUAGGGUACUGUCUCAUACAGAAGAUUCGGAACACUCGGCAAAUCUGCCAAGUGGCGAUCGUUAUUCAGUCGCCUACUUUAGUACGCCUGCUUUGAAUGUGGUCGUCAAAUCACUCCCUUCUGAUUCUCUUUCGCCAGAAGUUCUUUCCAUCUGGCAAAAAGCUCAAGAGGAAAGAAAGAAAGCAGGCUUGGAUACGGUCGUAACAGAUAUUCCAAAAGGCGAUCUAUGGGGACGGGAGGAUGAUGUGUUUGGUUUCCAAGCUUGGAAAGGUAUCGUUCGAAGUCAUCCAAAUGUGGUUGAAAGAUAUAAUUAUACAGCUUGAAUCGAGCUGAUUAGCCAGCUCUUGUACUAUAUUACACUUGUAUACAUAUUAAGUCACAGAUCUCGAUUUCUAUUGGAAUUUAUUCAUCACCGCGUGAUCUUUUCGUGGGAGGAAGUGCGGUCGUAUCUUCUUCGCCUGUCUCAAUUGAUGGAGAUUCAGCUUUACGUUUCCCACUGAUGAUUUCAUCCCUUUCAGCUUUCUUUGCCGAUCUUUUCCGUAUUUCGUCAACUCUUCUGUUCACCUCUCUUCGAAUUUC